UAAGGUAUGGUAAAAUUGUCACGUGCACACUAUUAUUAUUUGUAACGGAAACACAAAAGGUGUACCAAAAGAUCAAUGGAUUUUCGCAUGUUUCUUGCAUAAUCGUUAAUACACAAGGGAUUAAGAUAUUUUGGAUAUACAAGGAAUUAAGUUUUCGGAAUAUUUUGACUGAAGUUUAUUAAGAAAAUUUGAAAAAUUAUCUGGUUUAUCGGCAUCCAAGAUGGCGGACCACGUAAUUUGGUGACACAUCCGAACACCCUUCCCUGACACCUUUUAUUGUUAUCUAAUUACAGUUUUUAGCAUGUACCAUCGUAAGGUAAUUUCAUAUAGACAAUAAGACAUAAUACUGUCAAGUAUAAUAGCAGUUUGAUAAGACAAAGUAAUCUUGUGUUUAUUUUGAGUGUCCUAAUUUUUACCUGGAUUUUUCUUUCGGACAGACCAUGCAACGGAACUAAGGAACAUUUCGUCUGGUUAUAAUGAGUUCUAAUCAUAGGUUAAAAUCACAUCGGGCACUCCGUGGAUUAUCUUUAUUGUUAGUGCUAGUGAUCCUGAAAUAUGAUAAAGUAGCUUGUCAAGAGUACCCACCAACCUCUUUCACAGAUUCUCCGACCGCCGGAAAUCCAUUUCCAGAAGGUGCACCAAAGUUUCUCUUGUGUAGAACGAAUAGUAAUCCCAUCCCAAAGUACCGUUGGUUAAAAGAUGGAUCGUAUAUCACCAAUGCGAGUGCGAGCACAUAUUCUUACCGGAUCAACCAGAUCAGCCGGUCUGAUGCUGGAAGGUACCGGUGUGAAGCAAGCAACCCCCUUGGUGCCGUGCUGAGUUCACCAGCUGAUAUUAAAGUGGCAUAUAUGGGCCCGUUCACUGGACAAGGACUUCGGUAUACCGUCAGAACUAAUGUCAGUAAAGCCAUUGUGAUAGAAGUACCAAAUAUAGACAGUUAUCCACCGCCAAUAAUUACAUGGUAUCAUACUAAUCAACCAAUGAAUACAGAGGGAUCUAAAUAUCAAGUGACACUAAAUGGGUCCCUGGUGCUAUUAGAUAGGGGAAUUGGUGACAAUGCAAAUUAUUAUAAAGUUGAAGCAUUAAAUGGAAAUACAAACACAUUGGAGCAGGGACCGAACUAUGAUGUCAUUAUUCAAGGAAGUUCGACAGGGCGUCAUGGACCAACACUUGUCGUGGGAUCUCAGGAUAAAAUAGCAUAUGAGGAUCAAGAUGCUAAGAUUGACUUUGAAUGUAUAUUUAAUGCAAGCCCAGUGGAAGAGUUACAAAUUUCUUGGUUUAAGGUAACUGAUGUCAGAAACCAGCUUCUGGCUAACAACAAAUAUUUGAUAUCCUCGAUUGGUCAGCGGUCACUGACCAUUGUGAAUCCAAAACAGUCCGACAAUGGAAUUUACGAGUGUGAAGCCUUUCUAUCAGGGUUUCAACGAGUCUCUGCCAGUGCAAACCUUACAGUUUAUGUGAAGCCAAAAUGGACCAAUCAUAUUCCAGAGACUAUUGCCAAAGAUUUUGGUCAGACCGUCACCAUUAACUGUACAGCCAGUGGAUUUCCUACACCUACAGUACAUUGGUACUUCAAUGCACAAGAACUUGGCAAAGAUUUUAACUCCAGUAGCUACACAUUACAUCCGAAUGGUUCACUGACAGUUAGUCAGUUAGACCUAGAACACGAUGGAGUAUACCAAUGUUUUCUACGUAACGCUGCAGGGGAAACGGCAAAAGCCACCUGGCUUAAAGAAAUAUCUGGAGGAGGCAGUGUAGAUAUCACAGACUCUGGACGGUUCCAGGUCCUGGAACGUGGAGAGCUGCUCAUAGUGUCCACAGAGAGAGGAGAUUCUGGAAUAUAUAUCUGCAACUCUUCGAACAGUCAAGGUCACAUCUCUGCAUCAGCCUCACUCUCAGUCUAUGUGAGAACACAGAUCAUUCGUCCACCUCAAGAUCAAAGGAUUAUUAAAGGAUCUACUGCCACAUUUUACUGUGGAGUUUCACACGAUCCAAACAUUCAGGUAACCUGGAAAUGGACUCACCAAAUGUUACACACGGAAACAAUCUUAGAGAUUACCUCCGAUGGGAGACGGAACAUUGCUGCUGACGGCACUCUGACCAUUAAUGGCAUAAAUAAUAUUGAUAUAGGGUCCUACACAUGUCAUGUGACAUCCACAGGAGGAAAUGACACCAAAUCUGUGUCACUCACAGUCAUUGAGUUACCACAAGCUCCAGUGAUAACAUCUGUGGUACUACAUCCCAACGAUGUGAGAGCAGUUAUUGUUAGAUGGAACCCAGGUUAUGAUGGUAACACAGCCAUUACAAAGUUCAGUGUCCAGUACAAGGAGGUUCCUUUCGGAAAUGAAGGAGCUGACAAUGAUCUAGGUUGGAUAACUUCUGACGCUGACAUUAAUCCUGAUGUACGAGAAGCUAUGGUAACGGGUCUUCGGCCUGCAAGAUAUUACCAGUUCCGAGUGUUUGCCUCAAAUGAGGUGGGGGAGGGUUUACCUAGUGCCCGUAGACCUGAUCCAGCCCUUGAAAUGCCCCAACAACCUCCCAGUAGUCCUCCAAAGGGAUUUUUUGGAAUGCCUAGCACAAAUACUUCAGUGAUCCUGGGUUGGCAGCCUCCAGAUGAAGAUACAUGGAAUGGUCCACUACAAGGGUACACUAUACAGUACAAGUUAGCUGGUUAUCCAAACAGCACAUUUCAGAGGCAGACGGUCACACUGAUGAGUGGGAAUCCACGAUAUGAGCUCCGAGGUUUGGCAUAUUUCCAGGAGUAUGAGAUUCAGAUAGCUGCCUAUAAUAUCGAGGGUAUUGGUGUAUUCAGUAGUCUGAUUCAUGUAAUGACACUGGAAGGUCACCCGACUGCCCCACCAGAAAAUCUAGAGGCUGUAGCAUUAAAUUCCACUGCUGUAACAGUUAAAUGGACACCACCAAACCAACAGUUUAUCAAUGGGAGAAAUUUAGGUUACAAGGUGCUAGGGAAGAGACUGAAUGAUAUGCCGACAGAAUUUGUUGUUGUUGUAGAACAGGAUCAAUCUAAUCCUACAGGUGUACAGCAAACAGUCCUUCGACGGUUGCUGAAGUACACAGAGUACAAUAUCACAGUCUUGUGUUACACCAGUCAGGGAGAUGGCCCAAAAGCUGUCCCUCAAACUGUCAGAACUGCAGAAGAUGUACCAUCACAAGUGGGAAGUCUGACAUUCAGUGACAUUAGAGCUACAUCCUUGAAAGUGAACUGGCAACCUCCCACUGAAAUCAAUGGAAUUCUGUCAGGUUACACAUUGCUGUAUCAGAAAAAGAAUGACACUUCUACACAGCAGAGGGUUGACCUGCCUUCAAGUAAUCUCACCUACACUGUGUUUAGCUUGCAACCCAUGACCAAGUAUACUAUCUCAGUGUUUGCAUCAACAAGUGUCGGACCAGGGCCAUCAAGAUCUGCAGACAUAGAGUCAGGGGUUCCACCAGAGUUACCUUCCCCUCCGUACAAUCUAGCUGUGUCUAAUAUUGAUGCCAGGUCAGUGCUUUUACAGUUUUUACCUGGCUUUGAUGGUAAAACUUCAAUAACUUUGUGGAUUGUAGAGGCCCUAGAAGGGAUGCAUGAAACCCAAUGGAAAACUAUAUUUACGAAGAACAAUCCAUCAGCGAGAUCUUUACAAGUGGAGAACUUAAAGCCAUAUACUCACUAUAAGCUACGCAUCACAGCGGAGAAUAUUGUUGGUCGCAGUGGUCCUAGUGAGCCUACACGGUUAUUUCAGACAACUCAAGACGUCCCUGGCGCUCCACCUGGUAACGUCACAGUCCGAGCACUUAAUGCCACAGCUUUACGUGUCAGUUGGACACCAUUGUCAAAGGGUGAUUGGAAUGGUGAACCAAAAGGAUAUAGAAUAUCAUAUAAGCUUAAAGAUGCAGGUGUAAACUUUCAGGUAGUAGAUUUGGAGAAUGGUAUGAAUCUAGAUAGUGCUAUACUAGGUGGUCUACAGGAAUGGAUGCAGUAUGAAGUAAAGAUGAUAGCGUACAAUGAUGCUGGCAAUAGUUCUGAUAGUCCCAUCACAAUAGAGAGAACUAGAGAAUCUGUGCCAAGUGAGGGACCACAGAAUGUACAUGCAGCUUCUAUAUCAUCUACUAGUGUUAAUGUAUCAUGGGGCGACGUUCCUACAUUACAACAAAACGGCAUGAUACUCGGCUUUAAGGUUGAGUAUAGAUCGUCGGAGAGAAAUAUUCCUACGCAGUCAUUAGAUGUUGCAGGUAAUACAACCAACCAUGUUAUAGUAGAUAAUCUACGCAAGUAUGUCACAUAUGAGAUCCGAGUGUUAGCGUAUACAAGAAUGGGCGACGGUGUCCCCAGUGCACCAGAAGUCGUCGUACAAACUAAUGCUGAUGUGCCUGGUCCCCCACAGAUAAUCUGGUUCCCAGAUGUGUCUUACAGUGUGGUAACAGUAGUGUGGGAACCACCAGCAGAACCCAAUGGCAUAAUUACAGGUUACAUGGUGUCUUAUAAACUUCGGGACAGCCUGGACGACUAUGUGAACAGUUCCACUCUCAGUUCUCGAACUUUCAACUACACUGUUGGAAACUUACAGAGGCAAGCGUUUUAUGAGUUUAGAGUGACAGCUAAAACAACCCUAGGUUGGGGAGAGACAGCCUCGGUGGAAGUCUUCACAAUGGUCAACAGAAGUGCACCAGACAAUCCUUCCAAGCCAACAAUCAAGUCAAGCCAGGUUCAAGCCAGAUCUGUUACUAUCAGCUGGAUACCGGCUCCAUUUAAUGGCUAUGGUCCCUUGCGUAAUUUUACAGUACAGUACAAGAAUGGACAGUCUUGGAUGUCAGUAAAGGAACCAAUCCCACCCACAGUAACAACAUAUCCUGUUCAAGGACUGCGUCCCAAUACAGAAUAUGUUUUUCGAGUAGCUGCAACAAAUGAUAUUGGAACCAGUCCAUUUAGUGUACAGUCUGAUAGUGUGCGAACUCUGGAAGAUUUUCCAGAGGGAGCUCCCCGGCAUGUAAAGGUUGAUAGACUAACUACAACAUCUGUAAGAGUUACAUGGGAGCAACCUUUACCACACACCUGGAAUGGCGAUUUACUUGGCUACGUGUUGAUGUACAGGCAAGCUGAGAACGUCAAUUACAUGGAGGUAGAGAUUCCUGUUGACAGCACAGACAAAACACUUCCAAACCUGGUCAAGUUUGUGAACUAUGAAUUCCUGUUGAAAGCCUUCAACUCGGUUGGGAAAGGUCCAGCUAGUACACCAGUGACUGUGUUUGUAGGUGAAGCAGCACCCACUGCUGCACCAUUAAACAUUAUGACAAAGCCGAUCAACUCAUCCGAGAUAGAGGUAUCCUGGCUACCUCCUCCACCAGAAACUCAGAAUGGAGAUCUAUCUGGUUAUAGGAUAUCAUACUGGCGUAGAACUGACCCAGAGAGUACAGCCAAGCAGGUUACCAAGCGUGAACAGUCGGUGAUUCUUGUUGACCUUGACAUUUACACAGAGUACGCUAUUAGUGUACAAGCUAUAAACCUGGCGGGAGAGGGACCUAAGAGUGCAGUAAAAUAUGAGAAAACAUUGGAAGGAUUGCCUGGAAAGCCGGCCUCUUUGAAGUUUUGGAAUGUAACAUUCAUGUCCCUGGAUGUUAAUUGGGAGCCCCCACUUAAACCUAAUGGCAGAAUUGUCAACUAUGAACUGUCAUACCUGGAACAGAACUCUGCUAGUGGAAGUAAACUGGUGAAGUUUAAUGUGUCAGGCAGCUAUAACCUGUUAAACAUAAAGGAUUUACGAGAGAAUGUCACCUAUCUGUUCAGUAUAUCAGCUAGAACUGCCAUCGGUCAGGGAGAGAGAAUGGACCAAAAUGUGACAGUUGGACCACAGCCAGGUUCACCAGAUGCUCCCACUAGAUUGACUACAACAAUGAAUCCUAAUAAACAGAAACUGACUCUAGUCUGGGACUCAGGGUCAUCAGGUGCAGCUGAUAUAUACGGACAUCUUAUACAAGCUAAACAAGUUGGUCGACGAAAUCGUAGAAAUUUGGACUAUGUAAAUCAAUGGACACCUGUUAAACAGAUCGGUUCACAGCCACGGGCUGAAAUUAAUUUGUUACAGUUUAAUCCAGACACCACAUAUGUUUUACGUGUGAUUGCUCUGAAUGAUUAUGGUAUGAGUCCAUACAGUGAACCAUCACAGGAAUUCAGAACUCCCGCAACUGUUUCUCCAAAAAAAAGACAGAAAGGUACAACCCUGUCCUCUACUUCAAAUCUAACACCAUCUUUGGAACCUGAGGAUGGAGGUUUCAGUAAUUUCGAGAUGACUCAGGGGAGACAAUCCACGCACAGCAGACGGCAGAAGUUUGCUGGAAUCAGAAAUGGAUCCGUUAAUAAUAUAUAUGCAAGGAGACCCGGGAAAGGGGUACGUAAAAGAAAUCCAUUUCCCUCCGAAGGUGCCACAGCGGCCCCACCUCCAAUUCCAAAGCAUCCCUACACAAGCCGAGCACCGGAUCUACCGGAUCGGGGAUUGUCAAAUAACAAUUCUUGGCAAAACCAAAAUAACUCUUCUUUCAAUGCCUAUCAGUAUACUGACAGUGAGGCUGAAAGUAGUCAUUAUGCAUUCAGUUUGAAUGGAGGACAAAUUAUGCUUAAUAACACAGCUGGGUCGCGGGCGCCCCUGCCAGGAUUCUCAUCAUUCGUGUGACGACAGUUUUUUUUCGCAGAAUUAUAUUUUACCAGUAUAAUGAGGCUCAAGCUGUUGGAUUAUUGUAAUUCCAAGGAGAAGAAAAAUAACAUAUAUAUUUUCAGCAUUUUGUUUUGUAUGAAAAUCUUUUGUUAUGAGACUAUGACAACUCUUUGGAGGAGUGUUUUCGUAUACAAUGAUG
This is a messenger RNA of Ruditapes philippinarum (Manila clam), 6849 nucleotides long. RefSeq names its product protein sidekick-like. The record is from RefSeq and is a predicted model, not a curated record. Gene Ontology annotation, molecular function: protein binding. Gene Ontology annotation, biological process: axon guidance; cell-cell adhesion. Lineage: Eukaryota; Metazoa; Mollusca; Bivalvia; Venerida; Veneridae. The transcript is spliced from 38 exons. Gene Ontology annotation, cellular component: plasma membrane; axon. The coding region runs from base 477 to 6668 and encodes 2063 amino acids.